UUUGCUCAACGUUGAUAAGAAGUUUGAUAACAUAGCGGGAAAAGUGAAUGUAAAUCCUACGAUACACGGAGGCUCACACACGGUAUGUAUUUAACGUUUAGCAAUGGAUGACCCAAAAAGCUCACCAACAUGGAAAAAACCUUCAGAUAUUAUGAAAAAACAUCGGAAGAAGAAAAGAAUCGCGCUGCAAAAGACCACUGAAAAAACACCCGACAAACUGUCUGCCAUCUUCAGCCCCAAAAAUGCGUUUUUGCAGCCAAACUCAAAGAGGAGGAAUCCUUUUUCGCAGCCACAGGAAAGUCAAACCGACUCUCCAUCAAAGAGACGGAAGUCUGAACAUACAGAAAUGUCACCAAGUUCAAUUGAUUUGCAAGAAAACGUUUUGUUUACAUUUCUUGGAAGAACAGAAGAAAAGGAACAGGAAAAUGAAGGAAACCAGUGUUCAAGAUCACUACAAAUUGAGAGAUCCACAUCUAAUCCUAGCCAGAAUGAACCUUAUUCCUUAGAUGAUGAUGACAGCAAGUCACAGUUUGAUUUUAUUGAAAAGUUUUUCAAGGAAAAGCAAAAAGCACAAUCUUCACAGAAAUGUAUUGAACUUCAAGAGGAAGUUAAACAAGAUAUUAUAAGAAAUGAAAUCAUUCCUGUAGACUGGAGUCUGAAAGUGAAACUAAGGGUAAUAUCAGAAAAGCCCUUAUUAUGGUGCACACAACUACGUACUGUAGAUGAAGCUAGGGGAAUUAGUCAGUUCCUCACAGGAACGCCAACUACACAGGUGGCGGUGCAGGAAUCUGAGAGAAAGGCUUACUUCCAGGAGUCUGGUUUGUACUGGAUUUACCCUAGUCUUCCAUGGAUGAAACUCUUUCCAAGAAUUGUACCAGACGCUAAAUUAAGGACAGCAAGUAUAGGACUAGAUAAUGUGGUACAAACAGCGCUACAAUCAGACUGGACUGAGAGCUUCACCUCAGUUUUCCAUCAGCUGCGUGCCCAGCACUGUCCCUACUUCUAUGUGUGCACUCACCAGUUCUCUGUGCUUUUCCGAGCAUCAACAAUAGCAGGACAGACAACUCUCAGUGCCCUACUCAGCCCAACAACCAGGGGCAUGAGAGAAUCACUGAAAGGUGAAGAUAUAUCAUUUACCAUGCCACUACUAGAUCGAAGGAGGAGCAGCAUCAACCCAGACACAGAAUCAGAAAGUCAGCAGGAACCUGGGCAUCAGAAGCAUGCGCAACCAUAUCAACAUGUAGAUGAUGAUGAUGAUGACAUGAUUGAUACAGAUGAAGGGGCCUCAGUUUGGUUAGAGAGUAUAGGUCUUGACAAAAAGCAGUUCCCAUCACUUGAACCUAACAAGGUUAAGAUACAGAGAGAAGGAUUCAAGAUGAUUGACAACAGGCCAGAGUCUACUGUUUGUGUGACUGGCCCUGAUGUUCAGGGACUGUAUAACUACCUUCUCAACUGCCGCAGCUGUGUGGCUAUCUCGGGACCCCAGGCUGGUCUGCCUCCUACCAUCCUUGCCCCUACCUCAUUCAAAGGAGCCACCCUCAAAUCUCACAAGGUAAAACAUUCCUUGGUCAAACAAAUGGACAACAAUAAACAGAUAAAAUCUGUUCACAUCUUGGAGAUAUUGGGACCAGUUUUACCUCACCAUAUAUCUAGUUACAAUUCACUGUUCCGUGACACCCAGGAAGGAUGUUUUUCACUAACCUUUAACACACACGAACCUAGCAUUUCAUUCAAUGCUGUUGUUGGCAGUGAAGAUGACCAGUCCAACAAUGCAUCUAUCCGAGAACAGUUUGUGAUGAGACAUAAAAAGUUUGAUCCUUUCUUCUCCAACAGACCAUUAGAUACCAGAUUGACUUGUAUUAGGGAGAUUCACUGUAAGGGAGGCUACUCCUCCUUCCUCGUGUAAAUCUUGAUGGUAAAGGAAUAUUGAUAUAGUAUUUAUAUUUUGUGGAAGACACUUUAUAUAUAAUUAUUGUUCUUAUUUGUGCCCAGAGACUUUAUUUUUUUAUAUUUUACAAAAGCACAAUAUUAAUUGAUAGUGCUUCUGUAAAAUGAUUAAGCUUUUUGGCUUCUGAUAAGUUUGUUUAGAUCUUGGAUUUAAAUUAAUUAAUUCAGACUGGUGAUUUCUUAAAGAGUUAAAAAUUUGAACUUCUGAAAAGAACUUGAGACUUCAAACGAUGUUUUUAAGAUAAUGAAAUUCUGCCCUUUCAAAUAAACAAAAUAUCAGUAAAGACUUUUGAAUUUAUAUACAGAAUAAGUAGCUGGCCAAGAUUUUGGACUUUUGAUAAAAAGUUUGUGAAGAUUUUGACUUAAGAUUAAAAGCUACUUGAAAAUUUACUUUUGAUAAAGAAUUAAGAUGUUAGACUGUGAUAAAGAAUUAAAACUUAACUAUUUUGACAGAACCUUGUGAUACAAUAUCAAGUUUUAAAGUGCUGAGCAGUAUAUAC
Pecten maximus is the source of this 2447-nucleotide messenger RNA. RefSeq names its product protein downstream neighbor of son homolog. The transcript has 10 exons. Gene Ontology annotation, cellular component: nucleus. NCBI's taxonomy places the organism in Eukaryota, Metazoa, Mollusca, Bivalvia, Pectinida, Pectinidae. Bases 104 to 1906 code for a protein of 600 amino acids. Gene Ontology annotation, biological process: nuclear DNA replication. The record is from RefSeq and is a predicted model, not a curated record.